CGGGUGGUCAGCCUGGCCAGAUUUCACCAUCCAUUUGGGAUGGCAAAUCUGGUCGGGGAGGAAGCUGCCAGGGUGUUUCAAUAUUAGUGAAAGCAGCAGUGGUAACCAAGGUCUUGCUGGCCAUCUUGGAGUCACAGUUAGAUCUCAGCGGUGCAGGAGGAAAAGUGUAUAACAAAUGGUGAGGCCAGGCAUGGGCUAAGGCAUCCUGGCUUAGCAAGCUAUCAGGCUCCACCAAGGAGGCUCAUCUGCACCCCACCAGAUUCUCCCAGAUCUUGGCUACCACCUCUGGGUGCCUCCCCUGAGCUAACUAAAUAUCUUUCUCCCAUAGGGCACUGACCCUAACUAGACUCUUACUGUACUGUUAUACACUCUGAGCCACCAGUGAGGCAAUGCUAAAGCUUCUGGCAAUUUGGGGUAACCCACAUCCAGAUCCCACACCCACAUUGAUGUUCCUGCUUUCAUUAGUCCAUCAUCAGCAGACAGCUGAUACCACAUAUUUGAUUGGAAACCAUAAAAAUAUUUGCCACACUAUGGGGUAUUGAUUCCUACCUAAAGCAAUGACUAAUUCUUAGUGAAUCUAGCCUUAUGUCAGUGAACUGUUAUCUGCUUUGGAACUCUUCCCUAUGUUCUCUGUGAGUCUAAACACCACAAUGUGAGAGAGGAGGGUGGAUGUGUUCCAGAUGGCCUGCUCCUUGGUGUAGGCACCAUGAGCCAGGUGUCCAAAUAUGGCAGUAUCCUGCCAUAUUCAGAGACAAAUCCACUUGUAUUUUGUAAACAUGUAUGGUGUUCAGGAGAGGCCAAAUGGCAGGACUUUGAAUUAGAAUCCCUGUCCUUAGAAGGCAAAUUUAUGAAGCAUCUGCAUUCUCAGGCAAUGGAAACAUAAAAAUGUGCAUCCCGCUCAGAUCUAACAUUAGGCAGAAACUGAUCUUUUUUUGUACAACAAAAUGGUUUGAAUUGAAGUUGAAUUCAAUUCUCUGUUGCACCAAGAGAGAAACAUCUUGAGACAGGGUGAAAACUUUAUAGGAGUCUAAGCUCAAUGAGGCCUUGAGCCCCCCAAAAGGUGGCGGCUAGCCGUAUUGCAAGGCUUUGACCCCCAUUUAGGACCCACCAUACAGGGUAGAUGAGGGGCACUCAAACACUUAAAAGAAAUCUGAGAAUAUGGGCCCUCCCCCUACUGAAUGCAAUUGCAAAGCAGAUGGGCCCCCUGUUGGCAUUCAAAGACAAAACUGACUUUCUGGUUCAUUUGGCCAUGAUGGUUUUGUAAUAAAGAAACCUUUACCCACUUCUUAUCAAGUGCUUCUGUGCCUGGCCCAAAGAAUGACCUCAGCACACAAGAUAGGUUUGACUAAACCAUACCUUGCUAGCAUAGAAACAAAGUUGCCCCAUGUCUUGGCCAAGGUGUUGCGUUACCAGGAGUGAUUUGUCAAUUAAUUCCUUUACAGGGCAGUUAACAUCUGCAAAUUGGAGUGACUAAUCCAAUGCUAGCAGCAGAAUAGCAAGCUUAUUGUGAGUGUGUGCCACACUUGUUGCAAUGUUGUACAUUUUCACUAAGGAGUCAUCAGUGUAGUGGACCAGUGAUGUAACACCAGCAUCAAUGACAAGCAUGGCCAAAUAUGACCUGCUCAUUAUUCAUCAUAUUGGUCAAAGCAAAUGCCCUUGUGCCCAGGCACAGGUAAGCUGGAGCCUACAUAAAUCCCCCAAGUCCCUGCACUGUGGGACAACAAACCCUGCCACCAUAUGUGCCAUCAGAAAAGUGCAUCAAGUUCAGUAUACCCUUUGAUUCAUUGCACCAUCCAAAACUACUUGAACACAUUCUUGCAUUCACCUGCUAAGGGACAAGAAGGACUGACCACGGACCAGUAAUGGUUGUUGAGCUAUGAGCUAUUGUUGAGAAUUGCCAACCUUUAAGUUACAUUGCCUCAGUUCCUGGGUCAUUGAUUUCCUAGCCACAAUGAGAGUUGAUUCAUUUAGAGAGUAACUCUACUGCUUUUUGUGGGUCGUCGCUGGUACUGGGCAUUUGUAAUUGCUAAGCUGUAUAGAUUGAGGGGCUUGUGCAAGUUUUGGCUCUUACAGCUGCUAAGUGAAUAGCUCCAUAAUGUGUUUACAAAUGUAAGAAGUAGAAAGGGAAUUAUGUAUAGUAAAGGUAAUUAUAUUGCUAUAUAUUGUGUUGUAAUUCACACUGUAGCCUUGGCAUGUGUGCACAUGUGCACAAUUUGGUGUUACACACCAGCCCUGGUGAUUAGGGGGGAGUGAAACCAAAAUAUUGCAGAAAUGUACUAAUUGUCCUGUAAUGGACUGGCAUCCCAUUCAGGGAAAGGGGAACCUGACCAGGCUAAAGCCAAAAUAACAACAGUAAUAAUAAUACAACCAGGACUAAAUACUAUAUACAGAGUCUGAUGAUGUGGCUGUCAUACACUUUAAUACACGGUGCUCUAAUUAUUGGCAAAAAAUAUUGUAUAAAAUAAAUAACACACACAAUUCAAAUUGUCCACAAUAAUAGUAUAAAUAAUAAUAAACAAUAGUAUAAAUAAGAAUAAUAAAAAAACAUUUCUCAUUAGAACUGCUUUUUUAAAAUAAUAAGUAUUUUUAGUUAAUAAUAAUAAUAAUAAUAAUAGUUACCAACAUCCAUAAGGAAUAUUUAGAAUAAAUGAAUAAAAUUGUCAUUAUAUUUGUAAUUGCAAUUUUAAUUGUAACCGUGCCCUGUUGCCUUGCUAUACUUGUAUGAGGAUGCAUGCAACACUUGUGUAAAUUUCCUUUGUUAUUUAUUACCAUGGGGAAAAUUUUAGAUUUUUUUAAAUGGAUUUAUAAAAAUACAUAAAAAAAAAAAAUACCAAUAAGCACAAUUAGUGAUAAAAACAAAAAUAAUAUAUGAAAGAGUUUUGACAUUUCCAGGAAUUGGACCCAUGAGCACACAGUGUCCCCAUGGUUUAGUUGAGUGUGAUUUGUUAAUAAUUAUUUCUAUAAAAAAAAAAAUUUAAGUAGCAAAUCAAUAGGAAGUCCUUCCUGAGAGUAUCUCAGAAUGCUGUGCCUGAAUUUCACAGAGCAUCUUUAGAAAUUGGCAUCAUGUGUUGUGGUGUUACAUGAAACCAAAAUCAAGUUUUUUGGUCAUGCACACAAUUCAAUAAAAAAACUAUAUAUAUGUGUGUGUGUAUAUAUACACCGAUCAGCCUAAUAAUGUGUAGGUCCUCUUUGUGGCACCAAAACAUCUCUGACCCAUCGAGGCAUGGACUCCAGAAGACCUUUUGAAGGUGUGCUGUGGCAUCUGGCACAAAGGCAUUAGCAGCAGAUCCUUUAAGUCCUGCAAGUAGUGAUGUGAGGCCUCCAUGGCUCGGACUUGUUUGUCCAGCACAUCCCACAGUCCUCUGGACUGAGAUCUGGGGAAAUUGGAGACCAGGUCUACACCAUGAGCUCUGUCAUGUUCCUUAAACCAUUCCUGAACAGUUAUUGCAGUGCUGCAGGGAGCAUUAUCCUGCUGAAACAGGCCACAGCCAUUAUGAAAUAUUGCUGCCAUGAAGGGUUGUACUUGGUCUGCAGUAAUGUUUAGGUAGGUGGUACAUGUCAAAGUUACAUCCACAUGAAUGCCAGGACCCAACGUUUCCCAGCAGAACAUUACCCAGAGCAUCACACUACCUCUGCAGCUUGCCUUCUCCCUAUAGUGCAUAAUGCUGCCAUUUUCCCAUCAUAGCGUGCAUUAACUUUUUUUCAGCAAUUUGUGCUACACUAGCUCUUCUGUGGGAUCAGACAAGAAGGGCUAGCCUUCGUUCUCCACAUGCAUCGAUGAGCCUUGGGCGCCCGUGACACUGUCACCAGUUCACUGGUUGUCCUUCCUUGGAACAUUUUUGGUAGGUACUAACCACUGCAUACCUGGAACACCCCACCGGACCUGUUAUCUUGGAGAUACUCUGACCCAAUCAUCUAGCCUCACAAUUUUGCCCAUCAAAGUCUCUCAGAUCCUUACACUUACCCAUUUUUAAUGCUUCCAACAUAUUAACUUUGAGAAAUGACUGUUCUUCAAGAGCAGUUACUCACUUUACCUGUCAGUGGUUUUAAUGUUAUGGCUGAUCGCAAUAAAUCAGUGUUUUGCAGUGGCCACCUCAGUAUUCGCAUACCGUGGUCUGAAUUGAAGAAGGAAGUCCAUGUGCACAAACAUAAGAAUAUAAAGGAGCUUAAAAUAUUCUACAUGAAGGAGUGGACUAAGAUGUCGCUACAAGAGUCUCCAACCUUGUUCAUCAUUACAGGAAGUGACUAGUGCUCUUAGUCUUUCCAGGACUGGUAUCACUACAUAUUAAUUGUAAGGUUGCAGAAAAUUUUGAAACUAGUGUUAAAAAAUAGAUAAACAGAUUUAAAAAAACAACAACAACUUUAGUAUAAUUAUAGUGUGAUAAAUUGAUAGUGAACACUAGAUUCUUUAAGUUAACAAAAACAAUUAUUAUUAUUAUUAUUAUUAUAAGCCAGAUGAAGCGUGAGAGAUGCUAUCAAAAGCACCAUGAUGAUGAUGAUGAUGAUGAUGAUGAUAAAGAUUAGAUGUUUAGGAUUAUAGCCUACAAUCCAAAAAUCAUACAAGGUAUAGUAAGUAUGUUGUGGUGAUGGAAAGGUCUGAAUAGCUAAUGUUUUUGCUUUCUUUUUUGCCAUGUGUUCCCAGUGAAAAUAUCAGAAUUUAAUGUGAGGGUUUAGAUGGCAGAAUACAUUAGGGGGGAAAAUACUUAUUUUCAUGCACAGCUGAAAGAGUGCAGCAUUCUGUUGGAGCGUGCAGUCUGAAAAUGGCAAAUCAGAAAAGAAGCACUGUGCUGCCAUUAUAAGGGUCAUCAAGACAGCCAUCAUCAUCAAGGACACCAUUACAGGAAGGCAUUUAUACAUCAUCAUCAUCAUCAUCAUCAUCGUCUCUGUGCCUUCAUCAUCAUCAUCAUCAUCAUCAUCAUCAUCAUCUCUGUGCCUUUAUUAUCAUCAUCAUCAUCAUCAUCAUCAUCAUCAUCAUCAACCCCUCAUCAUGAUCAGCACAGCCAUUAUAGUCAUCAUCAUUAUCAUUAGGCUGGGUAAUCAUCCACCGAGGGUUUCUUGCAAGCCCAAUAUAAAGGCCGACUCAGAAUCUCGCACUCAUUUCCUCUGUGUGUGAGGAGAGAGCUUCAUGAGUGAGGGAGAAAGAGACAGAGCCAUGUUAUAGGCAGGCAGUGUAGUCUGUGCUUUCAGUAUUCAGUAUUUGUUCCUGCAGGAUACUGCAACCUCUUUUAACUGUCUAAUAUCAGUCUGCCUAGUUUCCAACUGGGUGACGAAGAGAGCUCCUCCUUCAGCCACCUCAGCAUGGAGAGUGACACCCACGACCUACGCACUGCUGAGAACGAGCGAGAGGGUGCGAGAUCCGAGCCUGCGUUCCCUCUCUACGUCUCCUGCAGGGGCUGCGAUCAGCUCCUUGAUGAAGAUGAGCACUCAUGCCAGCGCUGCUCUAAACGGGAUGGAUCCAGCAUAGGGGACAGGAGUGUCCACAUAGGAGCACAGCCUGUGCUCAAAGGGGCAGAUGGAGAGCGAGAGGGUGCGAGAUCCGAGCCUGCGUUCCCUCUCUACGUCUCCUGCAGGGGCUGCGAUCAGCUCCUUGAUGAGGAUGAGCACUCAUGCCUGCGCUGCUCUAAACGGGAUGGAUCCAGCAUAGGGGACAGGAGUGUCCACAUAGGAGCACAGCCUGUGCUCAAAGGGGCAGAUGGAGAGGGAGCGGGACCUGAGAACGGCCAGCAGAAGCUGAACUCUUGUCCGCUGUGUGGCUUUUCCUCGCGUUACACCAACCAUGUAAAGAGGCACAUGAAGACGCACAACGGCGAGAAGCCAUACCGCUGCUCUCUGUGCUCCUACGCCUCCGCACAGUUGGUCAACCUGCAGCGCCAUUUACGCAUCCACACAGGAGAAAAACCCUACCAGUGUGAGUACUGCACCUUCGCCUGCAGUUCCCUGGGCAACCUGAAGAGGCACCAGCGCAUGCACACAGUUGCAAAUCCUGCUCAGAACAUACAACAGCGAAUGCACACUGCCAUAAAUCCAGGCCAAAAUACACAUCAGAAUAUGCACGCAGUCACAAAUCCUGCACAGAAUGCACAGCGGAUGAUGAGCGGCCUCAGCCUUUUAGGUUCUGUUGGAUGCCAGAGUCUAAAAGAGGAUGCUCCUCGUGCCUCGAGGGAAGUGCUUCAGUCCUCGGAAAUGAUGAAAGGGAAUUUGAGCAUUGGCAGAGACAGCGGAUAUCUCAAGGCUUUUGCAAGGCUGAAGUCAGAGCAGCAGUCGUGCACCCGGGCACAGCCUGGCGUUCUGCCUCCUCUGCUCUUCCCUUUCACGUGCAGGCUAUGUGGCCUGGUCCUGGAUGGCGAGGACGGGUCGUCAGCGCAGAUCUGCGCCAAGUGCACCUUGGAAAUGCUGACUAAAGAUGCAGCAGGUAGCGUCAGCGAGCGGGGACACCGAGGGGACCGGGUGUACACGUGUGCCGCUUGCCCGUUCCUCACACACUACCCCAACCACCUGGCCCGGCACAUGAAGACGCACAGCGGCGAGAAACCCUACAAGUGCCCACAGUGCCCAUACGCUUCGGCCCACUUCGACAACCUGAAGCGGCACCACCGUGUGCACACUGGCGAAAAGCCCUACAAGUGCCACCUGUGUGACUACGCCUGCGGAAAUUUGGCAAACCUAAAACGGCACCAGCGGGUUCACUCAGGUGCCAAACCUUUCCAAUGCAGCGUCUGCAGCUACAGCUGCAACCAGAGCAUGAACCUGAAGAGGCACAUGCUGCGUCACACAGGCGAGAAGCCACACAAGUGCCAUGCGUGCACAUACACUACAGGCCACUGGGACAACUACAAGCGGCACCAGAAGAAACACGUAGCAGGAACAGAAGAGUGGGAUACAGUGCCGCUGCCCGCCAAUGAGGAAGAGGCAGAGAUUGACGAGGAGGAGGAGGAGGAGGAGAAAGAAGAGGAGGUAUAGCCUGGCAAUGGGAGGAACAAUUGCAGUAUGAUAAGAUUAUAUAAAAUUGAGAUGAAGUGUUACAGUACCAGCAUAAGCUUUGUUCUUGGUUGUUUUUUUUUUGCACCCUUUGUGUCAUUAUGUUUCCAGCUGCUAAAAAGACUUGUGCACAGACUGUUUUCAUUCCCUUUGCGUAGGGUUGGAUGGGUAAUUCAAGACUCUGGAUCAGAGUGCCCUUGCUUCAUCAGUGCCAUACAGACAUUUUAUAAUGCUACCUAGAUGAAAUCCAAUUUCUCCUUCAUCGUAAAUCUCGCACGGAUGUUCAUUGAUCUGCGGUGCCACAGAGCCAUGUGUCCUUACUGGCUGAACCGUCUGUGGUUUCUCUGAGGCCUUUGCUGCUCAAACGGAUAGUUUUAAACCUUCACUACAUCCCUUUACAGUGCCAAAACUGAAUCCUAACCACAGCAGCUUUUACAUUUUCAAAUGUCAUUUUAUUUAAUAGCGACAGUGUUGCUCCUUGGUUGUAUGUCUUAACUGUGGACUUCUGUCUGAUGUUAAAAUAGUGCAUAGUAAACAUUUAGAAUGUCCUGAUUUAUGUAAAGCACUUAUUUUUGUAGGUGGUUUGUUCGUUAAAAAGAAUGUUUGGCAUGCCUUUGCCAUCAGUGGCAUUAACUAAAAGAAAAGGGACCAUGAAUUCUAUAUGCAGUUUAUAACCUUCAGGUUGCCAAAAAAUGAUUGAGAUGGAUUCCUUUCGAUGUGUGGUGCUUAAGUGCUCUCUUGUAAUUAUGCAGUCAUUUCAUAAUUGCCUUAAAUAUCCUGGAAUAAAGUACUCUGUGGUGAGACUUGUGUAUGAUGCAUGAUGAAAUAUAAUGGGGGCUGAACAGUGGCAUGAAAAAGCUAAACUGGCUGUUAUCAAAACUUACUGGCAACUCUUUUCUUUUUCUUUUUUUUUUUUGCAGGGGUGAAAUGGCUACCAGACUGCGUUUGGAGCAAAGUUUGUGGUAGUUAGUAAACAAACUUCCUUGUGCUAUUGUUUUUAUGACAGUAUUGUAGUGUCAUAAAAGCCACUCUGCAUUAUGAAUCUACAUUACAGACCAAAAGUACCUUCAUUUUCUACAGAUGCCUUUUGGAAAAAUGUGAACCUGUCCAGGGGUCAUAGACUUAUUUAAUUCGCCAUGAGCUGGAAUUAAAUUAUUCUUUCAGAUUUCACAGAAAUCCAUCACCGAAUCUUUUCCCUGCUAACUCGUUCACGUCAACACAGGAAAUUAGCUGAAGCAGGUGUGUUAGAACCGGGGAAACGUUAACUAGAGCAACACACUCACUCCUUUUAAUCAUAGCCGUGUCAUUUGUGGUCACAUCACAAUCAAUCAGAUAUACCAUGAAUUAUAAGGGGCAGUGGUAGCCCAACAGUUAAGAUGUUGGAUUACUGAUGGGAAGGUCAUGAAGGAGUUCAAAUCCCAGGACCACCAAGCUGUCACUGUUGGGCCCUUGAGCAACGUCCUUAACCCUCAGCUGCUCUGAUGUAUAAAAGAUAAACGUAAGUCGCUCUGGCUAAGGGCGUCUGCCAAAUGCCGUAAAUGUAAAUGUUAUUCAAGUGCACAGGAAAGACACCACGACAUAGAAAUGCAGAGAUUUGGCAUCUACUUUUAUUGAAAUCCAUGACAUUGCUUUUAAAUGUUUAAAGAACUGCUAGGCUCUGUGUGACAUUAAGAAUAUAUACCAUAAACCCCUUGUAGAUAUGCUGCUGGUGAACAUACUGAAGUUGACGCUCACAUAUUCUAACAAGUCAGAAAACACAUUCACUCUUUACACUUGAUCAAGUUGAGAAUGACUUCUUCAAAUCAUCAAGACUCAGACAAGUUAGAUAAAUCAUAACUCAGAUCAGUCUUGUUCUGGUGGGUAAACAGCACUCGCACUGGAGAACAUCUCUCUGGAAUGAAGCUUCUCAUUUACUCAGAUUGAACAAUUUUGCCAUGCAAAGAUUAAAAUAUAUAUAUAUAUAUAUUAACCCACCACCAGCCUGAAAUAUGAAAUGCAGCUUUUUUUUUUUUUUCCAUCUGGUCCUCUGAGAUGAUUGCUACAAUGCAUUUUAUAAAGCACAAAAUGGUCUGUGGUUUUUCAACCAAGAAAAAAAAAAAAAAAAAAAAAAUAUACAGAA
Molecule: messenger RNA, 9097 nt
Organism: Ictalurus punctatus (channel catfish)
Lineage: Eukaryota; Metazoa; Chordata; Actinopteri; Siluriformes; Ictaluridae
Gene: znf513a
Product: zinc finger protein 513a
Exons: 3
Coding region: 5299-6960 (553 amino acids)
Biological process (GO): regulation of transcription by RNA polymerase II
Cellular component (GO): nucleus
Molecular function (GO): RNA polymerase II cis-regulatory region sequence-specific DNA binding; DNA-binding transcription factor activity, RNA polymerase II-specific
Source: RefSeq, a predicted model, not a curated record